This is a messenger RNA of Gavia stellata (red-throated loon), 1440 nucleotides long. It is a transcript of the gene ZRSR2, whose product is annotated as zinc finger CCCH-type, RNA binding motif and serine/arginine rich 2. The coding region runs from base 1 to 1440 and encodes 479 amino acids. The transcript is spliced from 11 exons. Gene Ontology annotation, molecular function: pre-mRNA 3'-splice site binding; metal ion binding. Gene Ontology annotation, cellular component: spliceosomal complex; U2AF complex. Gene Ontology annotation, biological process: mRNA splicing, via spliceosome. The record is from RefSeq and is a predicted model, not a curated record. Lineage: Eukaryota; Metazoa; Chordata; Aves; Gaviiformes; Gaviidae.
AUGGCGGCGCCCAUGUUGCUGCCCGAGUCCCCUCUGGGGAAGUUGAGCCAUCAAAAAUACAGAGCUAUUCUGAAGAAAGAAAAGCGGAAAAAAAAGCGGCAGGCACUUGCCAAACUAAGAGACUCAGAAGCUACAGAAAAAGAUGAAUCGGUGUCUGAGGAGGAAGAGGAGGAACUGGAAGAAGAGGAGGAAGAAGAAGAAGAAGAAAAAAAACUUGAGGCAGAAAGACAAAAACUACACGAGCAGUGGUUGCUGAGGGAAGAAAAGGCCCAAGAAGAGUUCAAGCUUAAGAAAGAAAAAGAAGAGGCUGCAAGAAAGCGUCAGGAAGAAGAAGAGAGGAAGAUCAAAGAAGAAUGGGAAGAGCAGCAAAGAAAAGAGAGAGAAGUGGCACAGCAGAAGCAACAGGAGAAGAGAGAGAGAGAGGCAGCUGUGCAGAGGAUGCUGGAUCAAGCUGAAAGCCAGCUGGAGAAUGGUGUGACCUGGCAUAACCCAGAGCCCCCAGAGAAUAUAGGAACAGAGAAGGAUAGAGCGAAUUGCCCAUUCUAUAUUAAAACAGGUUCCUGCCGAUUUGGAGACAGGUGUUCUCGCAAGCAUAACUAUCCAACAUCUAGUAAGACACUACUUGUCCGAGGCAUGUUCAUUACUUUUGGCAUGGAGCAGUGCCGGAGAGAUGACUAUGACACAGACGCAAGUCUCGAGUACAGUGACGAGGAGACCUACCAGCAGUUCCUGGAGUUCUAUGAGGACGUGCUCCCCGAGUUUCAGAAUGUGGGGAAGGUUGUUCAAUUCAAGGUCAGUUGCAACUACGAGCCUCACCUGCGAGGAAAUGUGUAUGUCCAGUAUCAGUCGGAGAAGGACUGUCAGGCAGCUCUUGCUCUGUUCAGUGGACGAUGGUAUGCAGGCCGACAGCUUCACUGUGAAUUUUGUCCUGUGACAAGGUGGAAAACUGCUAUAUGUGGCUUAUUUGAAAGGCAGAAGUGUCCAAGAGGGAAACACUGCAACUUUCUUCAUGUAUUCAAAAAUCCAAACAAUGAGUUUUGGGAGGCCAAUAGAGACAUACGUAUUUCUCCUGAACGGACUAAUCAGUUGUCUAAAAACUCUGAAAGGAGAAACAGAACAAGCCAUCGUGAUGACUAUUACAGCCGGUCAAGGAGAAGGGGCAGCCCAAGCCCAGAUCAUUCUUACCGGAGAAAUGGAGAAUCUGAGAGAAAAAAGAAUCGCCGCAAAAACAAGAGAAGGCGCCGGUCUGGCAGGUCAAGAAGUCGAGAAAGGAGGAGGUCUCACAGCAGGGGGAGAAAGAGGAGAGGCCGCAGUCGCAGCAGAAGUCAUAGUCGAACACGCAGUAGGAGCAGAAGUCGGAGUUCCUCUCGAUCCAGGAGCAGGGGUAAAAAGAGAUCAAGCAGCAGAGGAAAAAAUAGUGAAACUCCCAAAACAAAGUGA